Molecule: messenger RNA, 831 nt
Organism: Arctia plantaginis
Lineage: Eukaryota; Metazoa; Arthropoda; Insecta; Lepidoptera; Erebidae
Source: the annotation of a GenBank genome assembly
AUGUUUGACUACAAAUGCUUCAUAAAAAAUCCGUUUCCUCGUAUUAAACUUAGUGUGGAUUACUUUAGAUAUUUAACUGUCCUGGUGUUUGAUCCUAACGAAAUGGCCCCAGCAGCUACUGCAGUUAAGCCUCGGCCCGAAGAUGAUCCAUUUGGCAUCAGGGCAGUGCUUCUUGGUCCUCCAGGAUCUGGUAAAGGUACUCAGGCACCACUUCUUAAAGAAAAAUAUUGCGUUUGUCACUUGUCGACUGGAGACAUGCUGCGAGCAGAGGUCGCAUCAGGUUCAGAGCUAGGGCGCAGGCUUAAGAAGGUCAUGGAUGAUGGCAAGCUAGUAUCAGACGAGAUGGUUGUUGAUAUGAUUGACAAAAAUCUUGAUCAGCCUGAUUGUAAGAAUGGUUUUCUUUUAGACGGCUUUCCAAGAACUGUAGUUCAAGCUGAGAAGUUGGAUGAUUUGCUGGCUAAAAGGAAAACAUCACUUGAUGCAGUUAUUGAAUUUGGCAUUGAAGAUAGCUUGUUAGUACGAAGAAUAACAGGUAGGUUGAUUCAUCCAUCAAGUGGACGCAGUUAUCAUGAAGAGUUCCAUCCUCCUAAGAAGGCUAUGACAGAUGACGUAACUGGAGAACCUCUGAUAAAACGGUCCGAUGACAAUGUUGAUGCUCUAAAGAAACGCCUUGCCACAUAUCAUGCUCAAACUGUACCUCUUGUUGACUACUACAUGAGGAAAGGUCUCCACUGGAGGGUAGAUGCUGCUAAUUCUGCAGAACAAGUCUUCAGCAAGAUUGACAACAUAUUCAAAAGUAGAAUCUUUAGUAGGGAAAAAGCGGCCCAGUAA